This is a messenger RNA of Vidua macroura (Pin-tailed whydah), 2848 nucleotides long. Its product is annotated as monocarboxylate transporter 13-like. The coding region runs from base 268 to 1647 and encodes 459 amino acids. The record is from RefSeq and is a predicted model, not a curated record. Lineage: Eukaryota; Metazoa; Chordata; Aves; Passeriformes; Viduidae. The transcript is spliced from 6 exons. Gene Ontology annotation, biological process: transmembrane transport; monocarboxylic acid transport. Gene Ontology annotation, molecular function: monocarboxylic acid transmembrane transporter activity.
CAAUGCUGAAGGAGCCCGUGGGCCUCUGUAUGUCUACAGAUAUCUUCCAGAUGGUAGUUCAGAUGAGAAAGAUGACCUGGUGGUUUGCAGCACAACUCAAGAACUUACAUACAACUGGAAGGUGAAGAAGGAACUUCAUAUCCUAUAAAAGCCUUGGCUAUCUGAAUAAGAUCUGUUAAAAAGCCUCAUCACCAUCACUACUGCUCCAGGAAAAAAAAAAAAAGAAAAACAACCCAAAAACCAGAGAAGAUUUAAGAAUUAGAAAAGAUGCAGGCUAAAGACAGCAAUCAACCAGAUGGUGGCUAUGGAUGGGUUGUGGUAGUGUCAGCCUUCAUGGUGAUGGGCCUCACUGUUGCUGUCCUCAAGACUUUUGGUCUGCUCUUUGUUGAAAUCCAGCAGCACUUCGAUGAACUUGCAAGCACCACUUCCUGGAUCACAUCAGUAACUAUUGCCGUCUUUCAUUUAGGAGCCCCUGUUGCCAGUUCACUGUGUGUACAAUAUACCCAUCGGACAGUUGUGAUCACUGGAGGACUUCUGGCUUUUUCAGGAAUGGCAUUAGGAUUUUUUGGACUCAACAUGGUCUGGAUGUAUGCAACGACUGGCUUCCUACAGGGUCUUGGCAUUUCCUUUUCGUGGACACCAGCCAUUAGCAUUGUUAGCCACUAUUUCUCCAAGAAAAGGGCUUUGGCCAAUGCUAUUGCCAGUGCUGGAGAAUGUGCCUUUGCAUUCAUGUUUGGGCCGUUUUUCCAGUGGUUGAUUAGUCAAUAUGGAUGGAAAGGUGCCCUCUUGAUCAUAGGUGGCAUCCAACUCAAUAUUUGUGUCUGUGGAGUAUUGAUGCGACCCCUGGCAAGCAGCUGCUUCCUUGAGGCCAGCCAUUGUGAAACUGAAACACCAUCUGGCAAUGGUGCAUGCAGGAGAGACGAAGAAGAUAAGUCUCCCAUCAUGCACAAAACCUUCAACUGGAUGCUUGUGAGGCGACCAGAAUUUGUACUUUAUGCCAUUUUUGGUAUAUUAGCUGCUAUGAGUUUUUUUGUUCCUCCAUUAUUUUUAGUUCCACUUAGUUACAGCCUGGGAAUAGAUGAAUCAUGGACUGCAUCCCUCCUAUCCAUUUUGGCAAUGGUGGACUUUGGAGGCAGAUUGCUGUGUGGCUGGUAUGCCAACCUCCAUGUUACCAAAACCAUUCAUUUGCUGGCAAUGGCGAUUACAUUGAUCAGUACUUCCCUGAUGCUCCUGCCACUGGCUAACAAUUACCUUUCCUUGGCAAUAUUCACUGGCUUCUAUGGAUUCUUCUUUGGUACAACAGUCGCCAUUCACAUUACAGUGCUAGCAGAUGUUGUAGGCAUGCCAGAAUUUGACAGUGCCCUAGGACUUUUCAUGCUAAUUCGAAGCACUGGAGGCUUUAUGGGGCCUCCUCUUGCGGGUCUGAUUGUGGACAUGGCUGGAGAUUACAGAGCAGGCUUCUACAUGGCAGGAGCCAUUCUUGUCCUAUCAGCUGGAUUUUUAAUUAUUUUAGAUCGACUCCAACAGAGAAAAAUAAGAGGAAGCAAGAUUAGAACUAAACCAGAACAGUCAACAUUACCCUACCCUUCUCUCCAUAUCCUGAAACAUCAAACCAGAAGGUAUGGAGAGCACAGUGUAGUGGUGUGACUACAUGAGACUUCUGACAGCAUCUCAAGGACACAAGGAAAUGUUUUAUUUUUGCCAAAUUCUCUACUAUUACAAUUUACAAAAGAACAGAAGUUUUGGGUAGGACUGUUUGAAACAAAGGAAGAAAGUAAUUAAUUUACAUGCAAACUAGAGCAGUAAUCAUUACCAUAUUAUUUUGAUAUUGAAGUUGCAUUUUGACUAUGCAAGUCUUCCUAGGGUCCCACAGGGCUGUGCUAAACGAAAUAGGCAAACCGUGGUCUAAAUUAAAUUGCCAUGAAGCAUGUGUGCAGCAGGUAGAAACCCUACCCCCAGUUGCAGACUGCAGCUAUCACUGAAAAAAAGGAAUAGGCAUCAGCUCACAAAUGCUUACUUGGGAAAGUAGUGCCCAGUAUUUUCAGUAAACAAAUUGGAUCUGAAAGCACAAGUAAAUGAAUACAGUUUUGAGCUAAAGGGUUUGCAGGUACUCUACAGAGCAGUGCUGGAAUAAGAUAAAUAAAUAAACAAACCUGAUAUAAGGUAAAAGUUAUAUGAGUAAUAGAAUACAGUAGAGAGAAAUGCAGUCCUAGAUAUCAGAAGUAAAAAGCAAAAUACACCCACACGAGAUGAAGUAAGGAUUGGUGAGAAGUAGAGGAAGACCUAAGGCUACAAUGGACUUCAAACUGAGUAAGAAUCCCAAAUGCAACCCUGUAUUAAAAAUAGCAAAUGUCUUUCUGUGUUAUGGUAAUAUAGAGGAGAUAACAAUGGUAAUAUAGAGGAGAUAAUGAUGCUUACAAGGCUUUAACUGGAAGAAGUACAUGAGUUGCAAAGAAUUAAGUGGAAUAUAAAUGAGAGAAUUAAGAAAACAGUCUGGGGAAAAAGUAUAAGAAAUAGUUUGCCUGGUUUAGAAGACAAAAAUUUUUAUAGGGCAUGAGAACAGCGUUCAAAUCCAUAAUAGGCUGAGGUGAAGAAAACAUGAUCAAUUCCUUUUCUUGUUAAGAGAACUGGUAAUUGAUAGCAUACACAGAAAGGCAGCUAUGUAACAGGAAAAAUCUUCAUUGUGGCCUGUUAAGAUACAAUGCAGGCUAUGAAUGCAGCAUAUGAAAACACAGAGAUAUCAGAGAAUAGGUAACACACAAUCAAGGAUCUAAAUAUAUGUGCUUCAUAGUAGGAUGGGGUAGAUGACUUCCUGAGGUCCCCUUCAGUCCCACAUUCCAAUUAUCCU